Cryptotermes secundus is the source of this 1401-nucleotide messenger RNA. RefSeq lists its product as uncharacterized. The transcript is spliced from 4 exons. Bases 978 to 1313 code for a protein of 111 amino acids. Lineage: Eukaryota; Metazoa; Arthropoda; Insecta; Blattodea; Kalotermitidae. The record is from RefSeq and is a predicted model, not a curated record.
CUUAUAGAAUUAUGUAAUAUUCCGACUGCUAAAAAAAACCUUGAAAGAGUCUAUCCGUUAGAUAUGACUCCAAUAUUCAGUAGUCUGCAUGGGGAAAGGUUUUCUGAUUUCGAACAUGAGGUCUGGGUGUCAUACUUUAUCAUACGCUUGUGUGAUGUCUAGGAAUGCAGCAGAGCAGUACAGUUCCUCUUAAUACCUCUGCAAUUCGGUGUGCUUGUUCUGUGGUAGAGUGUUUCUGUCCGGGAGGAUUCGGGUUUCUUCUACUACCUGGCACAAUCUCUUGAGUAUUGCCUUUUUGAAGAUUUUGCUGAUUACUGGGAGUAGGCUCAUGAGCUGGCUUCCGCUAGCGGUCUACCAGAUUUCGGAAUCAUGUGAUCUGCGUGACUUUCCAUUGAACUGGUGAAUAUCCCGUCCUGAUAGUUGAGUUACAUUUAAUGUGUAAAAUGUUGUGCGUAUUGUCGUGUGUGAUUCAUAACCCACAGCUACGAUAUCCCCUUUCACCAGUGAGACUAUCAACAGAUAAAUGCACACUGCUUAUACUGUAAUUCUAGGACUCAACACAAUGGAUCCACAGUUGCUAGCAUUCAUAAUUUGAUAUUAAACAUGGAUUAGAAUAGUCCGUGGCAUAGCACAGGUGGUUAGCCAGCUCACCCAUCUUGUUGCACUGGGUUCCAUCCCAGAUAAUGUCUCUUAAUAUUUGUGACGGACAAAGUGGCACUGGGUUGGGUUUUUUCUGUGUGCUCCAGUUCUCAAUCCACCAUCUCCUAAACAGCUGCUGUAUAAUUCAGGGAAUUUCCGCCAGCUGUUGUGAAUUAAUACCCGAUUUCUUUCGUGUAUUCAGGAGCCAGUUCAUGUAGUUACUUUUGAUUGCACUGAUCUAAACAGGCAGUGAAGAAACACUGCAGAUUUUAUGGGAUUGUCAUGCUGUCAAUGAACAAAUUGGCAUUACCGUAACAAGUCAGAUAUUUGGAGUGUGAAUGUGCAUCUGUGGAGCAUUCUCAUGUCGUUUUAUUUAUUAUUUUUCAGUGAUAAGGGCAGCCUACGCCUAUAUUCGAGAGGAGGACGAGAGGUUAAACAUGCUGAAACUGCUUGGCUUAAUAACUGGCACAGUAUUAUACUGGUUGGUUAAACGAACUUGGGGAAUCAUCAGGGGCUACUUCAGGGCAAUGAAUACCCUUUGGGGAAUCAUCAGGGGUUACUUCAGGGAAAUGAAUAAUACCCUUUGGGUAUGUACAAAUUCAGAACCAUCACAUGCAGACAAUUUAUCAAAGUUGUCGAAAUUAAAUACACUAUAUCUAUAUACAUGGUGCUAACAAAAAGUUCCCAAAAUUUGAAUUUUGGACGUCAAUGGUUAUCAGCACAUCGAAAUACUGCUAGGUGUCUCCCCAAACACCCUUCUUG